Messenger RNA from Notothenia coriiceps (black rockcod), 1384 nucleotides. It is a transcript of the gene rbmx2, whose product is annotated as RNA binding motif protein X-linked 2. Bases 100 to 1194 code for a protein of 364 amino acids. Gene Ontology annotation, biological process: mRNA splicing, via spliceosome. Gene Ontology annotation, cellular component: catalytic step 2 spliceosome; U2 snRNP; precatalytic spliceosome. The transcript is spliced from 6 exons. Gene Ontology annotation, molecular function: RNA binding. NCBI's taxonomy places the organism in Eukaryota, Metazoa, Chordata, Actinopteri, Perciformes, Nototheniidae. The record is from RefSeq and is a predicted model, not a curated record.
GUCUUCCAACCAGCAGGUGGCAGCAGUGGCGGAAAUUAACCCGGAAGUGUCUCUGAGAGAAUUACCAGCAUCGUAGCAUUUGUUUUCCUCCCAUUCAACAUGAAUCCUCUGACGAAGGUGAAGCUGAUCAACGAGCUGAACGACCGCGAGGCGAGUCUCGGGGUCAACGAGUCGGUGUCGUGGCACACGGAGUACAAGGACAGCGCCUGGGUGUUCGUGGGAGGAUUUCCCUACGAGCUGACCGAAGGAGACAUCAUCUGCGUCUUCUCUCAGUACGGAGAGAUCGUGAACAUUAAUCUGGUUCGGGACCAGAAGACGGGGAAAUCCAAAGGUUUCUGCUUCAUCUGCUUCGAGGACCAGAGGAGCACCAUCCUCGCUGUGGACAACUUCAACGGCAUCAAGAUCAAAGGGCGUACAAUCCGCGUCGACCACGUGAAAGACUACCGGCCCCCCAAAGACUCGGAGGACAUGGACGACAUCACCAAGAGUCUGAGGGAGCAAGGCUGCGCGCCCACAUUAGUGGAGGUCCCCCCCCCCUCCUCUUCUUCAGAGGAAGAGGAAGAGGAGCAGUACCACAUCCCUGUGAAGAAGGCUAAGAAAGAAAAGAAAGAGAAAAAGAAGAAGAAGAAAGAGAAGAAGGAGAAAAAGGAGAAGAAAGACAAGAAGAAGAGGCUCUCCCCCUCUUCCUCUUCCUCUUCCUCACCUCCUCCCGCCGCCAUCAGAGUCAAAGAAGAGAGAGAGGACGCCGCCUACGAGAAAUACAACCAGAGAGAGGGCGAGAGAAAGAGAGAGGGUGAAAGAGAGAGGGAGAGAAGGGGGGAGGGCGAGAGAGAGAGGGAGGGGGAGAGACAGAGAGAGGGUGAGAGAGAGAGAAGGGGGGAGGGGGAGAGAGAGAGGGAGGGGGAGCGAGAGAGGGAGAGAAGGGGGGAGGUUGAGAGAAAAAGAGAGGGAGAGAGAAAGCGAGAGGGAGAAAGAGAGGGAGACAGGAGGAGGGAGGGCGAGAGAGACCACAAGAUGAAAAGGGAGUUUGACUGCGACCGAGAAAACGACAGAAGAAGAGAAACGGAGAGAGAGAGGGAGGGAGAUAGGAGGAGGGAGGGCGAGAGACAGGGAGACAGGGAGAAUGAGAGAAGAAGAGAGGGAGACAGGGAGAGAGAGAACGAGAGAAGAAGAGAGGACAGACGUAAACACUGAAGUGGAGAUGGAGAAAAGUAGGGAGGCCUGGAGGGGCUGUUGUUACUUGUGGAAGAGUGUCGCCCUCUAGAGGCUGCAGUGUGCAUUACACCCAGAUCACUGAUUUCUGAUUUCCUCUGAGCUUCAGUCACACAAUUAAAGUUAAAUGUUGUAUUCUUUCAGUUUUUGUAAUAAAAGAAAAAAAAACGUC